AUAUUGGGGCAUUAAAGUUGAUUUUAGAGAAUAAGUAUCCACCUCAUGUUGUGUGAUGUCUUACUUAUUUUUUCUCCUCCGUCCUAUUUCAAGUCUUUCACUCUGCAGACCAGAGAUCCUAUGAGAAGGAGGAAUGUAUCAAAUCCCUCUCGGGAGCUGUUUUCCAGGAGGAUCUAUCAGGAAUCCACAAAUCAAGACAUCUCAGAUGGAGGGUUUUGUGUCCUUUAAGGAGGUGGCUGUGUAUUUCUCCGAAGAGGAGUGGUCUCAGCUGAAUGUUGACCAAAAAGCACUGUAUUGGGAAGUCAUGCUGGAAAAUCAUAGGAACGUUGCCUCUUUGGGUAAUGACAGUGAAGAAGAUGAAAAGUCCAGGGAGUUAUUCCAAAUGAUCAGUCGUGGAUACAAUACGAAGAACCCUACAGUUCUAAUGGAAGUAGAAAGCCGUGAGAGAAGCCAUUCUAAUUGCAAUCAGGAAUGUUCAUCUGAUGUUCAUGCAUCAAUGAAAGCCUCUGUGGCCCAGGAAGGAAAAAUAAAAAAGAAAUAUAUUGGAAAAUGUACAAAACUAUUCAUGAACAAAUUAGAUGUGGCUAAACAUCAAACCCAAAUGGAAGGAGAAGAUUUUAUAUAUGGAGACAAUGGAAAUACUUAUAAAUGGACCCUGUCUCUUCCCCAUCAAAAUGGGUCCAAUAGAUCUCAAAAAAGUAUCCACACAGGAAAGAAGCCACAUAAAUGCAUGGAGUGUGGAAAGAGCUUUAGUAGGAACACUUCCCUUACAUGUCAUAAGAGGAUCCACACAGGAGAGAAACCCUAUAAAUGCCUGGAGUGUGGAAAGAGCUUCACUUUUAGUACUUCUUUUACUUCGCAUUCCCGGAUCCAUACAGGAGAGAAGCCAUAUAAAUGCAUGGAGUGUGGACAGAGCUUUACUUCGAGCAACAGUCUUGCUUCCCAUAAAAGGAUCCAUACAGGGGAGAAGCCGUAUAAAUGCAUGGAGUGUGGAAAAAGCUUCUCUCUUAGCAGUUCUCUUACUUCGCAUUACCGGAUCCAUACAGGGGAGAAGCCCUAUAAAUGCAUGGAGUGUGGAAAGAGCUUCUCUCUUAGCAGUUCUCUUACUUCACAUUACCGGAUCCAUACAGGGGAGAAGCCCUAUAAAUGCAUGGAAUGUGGAAAGGCCUUUACUCGGAGAAGGAGUCUUACUUCCCAUAAAAGGAUCCAGCAACGGAAUAAGAUGUAUAAAUGCAAGGACUGUGGAAAGAGCUUUUCUACAAACUGUCAACUUACAGGUCAUAAGAAGAUCCACAUAGGAGAGAAGCCCUAUGAAUGUAUGGAGUACGCAAACAGCUCCAGCUCACUCAGAAAUCCUUCUUUACAUGAAAGAAUCAACACAGAGCAACGGCCUUAUAAAUGCAUGGAGUGUGGAAAGUCCUUUAUACAGAGAAUUCAUCUAAGUUCACAUACAAGAAUCCACACAGCAGAGAAGCCCUAUAAGUGCAUGGAAUGUGGAAAGAGCUUCUUAUCUAGUAAUUCUCUUACUUCCCAUUACUCGAUCCAUACAGGGGAGAAGCCAUAUAAGUGCACAGAGUGUGGAAAGAGCUUCUCUCAAAGUUCUUCUCUUUCUCUUCAUCAACGAAUUCACACAGGAGAAAAGCCCUAUAAAUGCAUAGAAUGUGGAAAGAGUUUCCCUAAAAACAGUGAUCUUAUUAUACAUUCAAAGAUCCAUACAGGGGAGAAGCCACAUAAAUGCCUGAAGUGUGGAAAGAGCUUUGUUAAGAACAGUCAACUUAUUUACCAUAGUCGGAUCCAUACCGGGGAGAAGCCCUAUAAAUGCAUGGAAUGUGGAAAGAGCUUCCCUAAGAACAGUGAUCUUAUUGCACAUAUAAAGAUCCACACAGAGGAGAAGCCACAUAAAUGCAUAGUGUGUGGAAAGAGCUUUAUUAAGAACAGCCAACUUAUUUACCAUAGUAGGAUCCAUACAGGGGAGAAGCCAUAUAAAUGCAUGGAGUGUGGAAAAUGCUUUACUGCCGGUAGUAAUCUUCUCGCCCAUAAAAAGACACACACAGGGGAGAAGCCUUAUAAAUGCACUGAAUGUGAAAAGAGUUUUUCUACAAACAGUUAUCUUAACAUCCAUAAAAGGAUCCACACAGGGGAGAAGCCUUAUAAAUGUAUGGUCUGUGGGAAAGGUUUUAUUAUGAACCGUUCUCUUAAUGCCCAUAUAAGGACCCACAUAGUGUAGAAUCCAUAUAAAUCUGUGAAAUCUGGAAAAAGGUUCAAGAUGAACAGUGCCCGAAUGUUGUCUAUACGGAUACAUUUUGGUGAGAAUAUGUUUAAACGUUAGGUUUAAUGAUUGAAAUAUAUGCAUUUUCUAAUUACAUUUACUGAAUUAGAGUUUUUUUGAGUCCAAUGUUGACAACUAGAAGCCCCAGGGAGAUGAAUUUACCAAUGGAAACCAAAUGCUAGCCAUGUUUUAAUUACAAACAGUGAAUUUUUGUAGCUACUGUCAUUUGAAGGUCAGCAAUGCCAUUUCACAUAAAUAAAGGACCAUCUUCCUUUCUUCAUGUUUAUCGCAUUUUCGAUUGGAUCAUAAGAAAGCCUUAAUCCCUAAUAAAAGGUUAAUUUUUGAGAUCAAGCAUACAGCUUAGCUAGUAAAAUAUAAUUCAAUGUGUUAUAUGGGAAAGCUAUAAAUCAGGGACGACGUGUAGGAGUUAUAGCUAAAUGUGAAUUACCAAAGUUCAAGUGAUGCUAUAGAAGAUACCUUAUGAACAGAACAGUUUAAGUAGCAACUGUUUUGCAGUUAAGCUGUGUAUAGCUGUCAUUAGAAGUUAUAUAAUGAAUUGCAAAAUUUUGAAAUGAAACGGCUUGGGAUAUUGUGCUAAAUUACAAGAAUGUUAAAAAGAAACAUCUGGUGACUGGGUAACAUCAGAUACUCUAACUUAAUUCUUAA
Messenger RNA from Notechis scutatus (mainland tiger snake), 2935 nucleotides. RefSeq lists its product as uncharacterized. The record is from RefSeq and is a predicted model, not a curated record. Lineage: Eukaryota; Metazoa; Chordata; Lepidosauria; Squamata; Elapidae. Gene Ontology annotation, biological process: regulation of DNA-templated transcription.